Messenger RNA from Ostrinia furnacalis (Asian corn borer), 1901 nucleotides. RefSeq names its product telomere zinc finger-associated protein. Gene Ontology annotation, molecular function: DNA-binding transcription activator activity, RNA polymerase II-specific; zinc ion binding; RNA polymerase II cis-regulatory region sequence-specific DNA binding. Lineage: Eukaryota; Metazoa; Arthropoda; Insecta; Lepidoptera; Crambidae. Bases 153 to 1658 code for a protein of 501 amino acids. The transcript is spliced from 2 exons. Gene Ontology annotation, cellular component: nucleus. The record is from RefSeq and is a predicted model, not a curated record. Gene Ontology annotation, biological process: regulation of transcription by RNA polymerase II.
AAAAUCGAACUCCGCAAAGUCAACACUGGAAUCGGACAACAAAAUAACAACGAUUAAUUAAUUUAAAAACACGAAAAGGAGUGCGUACUGGUAAUCUAUACUUACUAAUAGAUUAGUUAAUCAUUUUGAGAACAUUUACGAGACGUCGAACCAUGUCCAAAGGUGACAAAACAAUUAUCUGUCGCGUGUGUUUACGCUCCGACAUCAAGAUCCGCAAAAAAUGUAUAUCGCUCUUCGAAAGACACAAGGAUGCUCUCAUUUGUGACAAUAUAAGCUCCAUCGCAAAUGUUGUGAUAAAACAGAACGACGGUUUGCCCAGCGAGAUAUGCCCAGAUUGCCUUUUGGAGUUGGACACAGCGGUCACUUUCAAAGCCAAAUGUGAGAAUUCAAAUAUCAUUUUGCUGGGUACUCUUCCAGGAAACCAAAUUACGCAGCUAACAGAAUUCUCAAUUGAUAUGAAAUUGGAACAGAUUAAAAAAGAGGAACCUGAUGACUAUGUUGAUGAUAAAGACUUUGAGGUUGAAUAUCUGGACACUGACGUUGACUUCGGUUUGGAUCUUGAUCAAAUAGGUAAACAAGAAACUCAAGUAGAAACAUUAAAUGUGAAACCAAAUAAAGAAACUCAAUUUGAAUGUCACGACUGCGGUGAAUUCUUCAAAAGUAAAUGUAAGUUAAAAGUUCACUGGAAACGUGUUCAUCUCUUGGACAAAUUAGUGUGUGAAACAUGCAAGCGUGCCUUCAAGUCUACCAAAGCUUAUGUAAGACAUGUUAAAAGCAAUAAUAGAUCUUGUCUUAUUGCAAAAAAAGUGACGGUUGAGGGUAUUGGGAAACAAAGAGUAUUUCAUUGUAAAGAUUGUGCAUACAAAUCCCGUCGAAUAAAAGAUAUCCAGACUCAUUUAGUGACGCACAAUGGAGAUAGACCAUUCCAAUGUGACCUGUGCCAAAAGAGAUUUACCCAACAAGGAUCACUACAAAGCCAUAAAGAAACUACACACAAAUUAUACUUAAAAGAAAUCACCUGUCAGUAUUGUGGAAAGUUUCUUCGUGGUCGCAAUCGUAUAUACCUACACUUAAAAACGCACACAGAUAAGCAAGUGCAGUGUGACAUUUGUAAAAAGGUUCUAUCCAAUAAAAAGAUUUUGGUCAAUCACUUGCAACGUCAUACUGGUGUCAAGAUGUUCACAUGUGAGACUUGUGCGAGUCCUUUUUAUACACUAUCAGAUUUAUGCAAUCACAGACGAACGAUACAUCAAAAAGGGCAACAUAUUUAUAAGUGUGAAAUCUGUGGUUACACUACAUACAGAUCUGAGACUCUUAAAAAGCAUAAAGCUCGUCAUACAGCUGACAGAAUACCAUGUCUUGUAUGUGGUAUGUUUGUUGCAAACGCAGACGAAUUGCUCCAGCAUCAGAAGCGGCAUUUAUUUAAAAAAUAUGAAUGUCCAUAUUGCCAGCUCAAAUAUGCUAGAAGGGACUCACGAAAUAAGCAUGUAAGAGCCAAGCAUAAUUUCCUAUUUUCUAACAUGAAUAAUUUUAUUGUUAAGAAAGAAAAACCACCAAUGAAUCCAUCGGAUGAAAAUGAAAAAGUCUUCAUAGAAGUUGAUGUUGCUCCCAUCCUGACCACUAUUAAAAGUGGGUAUAAAAUGACAAGUGAAAAAUAAAAUAUGCCCAUUGACCAUCUACCAAUGACAAGGUAUAUUACUGCAUACUGUAUUAAUUUCUAUUGCACACCGUUGCAGUAGCAUUAAAACUGUAUAUUGUUGCUCAGAGUAACUGGAGUGGCUUUUCUCCAUAAUUCUAAUUAUUAUACAAAGGAUGGUUUUGCUUAAGCAAAACUUAGAUCAGAAUAUAAACCCUAACCAGAUUCCUGCUUGUUUUGUAACUAUGCCCUUUACUAAAUAGUC